UUUUGCAGCCUUAUCCAAACAAUAUAACAAACUAAGCGAAGAUCAGCAGUUUCUCUCUCUGAUUCUCUCCCUCUCCCUCUCUCUCUCUUUGUCUCUCUCCCUCCUCCAUCUUCCACUGCCACUGCUCACUGUAAAAUUGAAAGUAAUGCUUUGAUGGCUGAUGCAGCUAGUGCUAGGUCUUUAAGUUUCUGUUCUUGCUUCCACCCUCCUUUUCUUCCACCUAAACCAAUUCUCUUACCUUCUCUUCCAAUUCUUUCCAAACGAACUUCUUCUUCCAAGAUCCUUACCUCUCUCAAGUCUUCUUCUUCUUCUUCUUCAUACGGAGCAUCUUCUGGGGACUACGACAUUGUUUCUACCUCUGAGCACUCACACGGCAGCGUUUCUGAAGAUUAUGGCAUCGUUUCCACUUCUGAACAUUCAGAUGGCAGCGUUCUCUUCCGGUUUGGAGAGAUUUCGAAGCAUGUUCAAAUGGGCAAAGAGGAAAUUGUUGAUGAUGAAGUUGAGUUAGGCGAAGAUGGUUCUGAUACUGAUCAUAUUACUGGAAUUAGUGAAACAUUGUUGGAGCAUUCUAUUUUAGAUGCUGAAUCAAGUGAUGUUAAUAAUGCGAAGGUCCUUGAGAUGAUCAACUUUAAGAUUUUAACUCGUCCUGUUAAUCAAUCCGAACUUGACGCUGUUGUAGAAGUAGAAACUGUUGGUAGUAAUAUUAACUUAGCUGCUUCAGCUAUUGAUUUGGAGUUGGACAUUGUUUCUUCUGAGGAGGAAGUUUCCCAAGAGAAGAGUGAACGUGAAAUUGUAAGUGAAUUGGUUGAAUCUGAUGUUGAAGUACCCAGGAUUGUUGCAUUGCAAGCGGAAACCAAAGAGAAUGUCGGGGUCCAAGUUAUGCAUCUCUCUUCAGCUAGAGAGGAACAUAGCAUGCAUCAGCAUAUACAAGUAAACAAGGUGAUUGUUGAUGAUGGCGUCAGUGGUAAUAUCAUUGAGGCACUGCCUAAUUGGGUUUCCUUGGAGGCCAAAGUCAUUCUCGAUGAGGAACCAACUACUGAAGCAGUGGAAGAGGAAACAGCGCAUAUUAUAGUGGAUGAGGAAACAACCCAUAUUGCAGUGGGUGAGGAACUAACUCAUAAGGCAGUGGAUGAGGCGCCAACCUAUAUUGAAUUGAAUGAGAAGCCAACUCAUGAGGCAAUGGAUGAGGAAGAACCAACUCUUAAUGCAGUGGAUGAGGAGCCAACCCAUAUUGCAGUGGAUAAGGAUCCAACUAAUGAGGCAGCGGAUGAGGAACCAACUCCUAAUACAGUGGAUGAUGAACCGAUGCGUAAUGCAGUGGAUGAGGAACCAACUCCUGAGGCAGAUGAUGAGGAACCAGUUCGCAAUGCAGCGGAUGAGGGCCUAACACAAAUUGCAGUAGGUGAGGAGCCAACACAGAUUGCAAUGGAUAAGGAACAGACUCGUAAGGCGGUGGAUGGAAAACCUACUAGCAACGCAGUGGAUAAGGAACCGAUUAGUUAUCGUUUUGAGGAGGAACCAACUCACGCUACAGUGGAAGAGGAAUCAACCCAUAUUGCAAUUGAUGAGAAACCAACUCAUAACCCGGUGGACAAGGGACCAAUUUGUGUUGCAUCAGAUGAGUUUGAAGUCAAUAUGCCUUCCUCAAGUUGGGUUGAAGAGAUAGCUGCAGAAGAUCAAAACAGUAAUAAUGCAGAUGUGGCAGUUCCUCAUGCAGAAGAAUCACAAAUGAGAGUAGCUACUUUGACUAUGGAGGAUAUCCCUAUGUCGGGACUUUUCAUGUUUCCUGGUGCUGCAUCACUGCCACAUCCUUCUAAGGCAUUGACAGGUGGAGAGGAUGCAUGUUUUGUUGAUGAAAACUGGCUUUGUAUUGCUGAUGGAGUUGGACAGUGGUCACUUGAAGGAACUGAUGCUGGACUAUAUGCCCAAGAGUUCAUAAAUAAUUGUGGGAAAAUUGUGGCUGAUAGCAAAACCACCCUAAUAACUGACCCAGUGGAAGUUCUUGUUAAAGCUGCCAUGGAAACAAAAUCUCCUGGAUUAUCUACCGCUUUGGUUGCUUAUUUUGAUGGUCAGGCUAUGCAUGUGGCUAAUGUUGGAGAUUCAGGAUUUCUCAUUUUAAGAAAUGGCAUUGUCUUUAAGAAGUCUUCUCCAAUGGUACAUGAGUUCAACUUUCCAAUACAAAUAGAGAAGGGGGAUAAUCCUUCUGAACUUGUGGAGGAAUAUAAAAUUGAUCUGCAUGAGGGUGACAUUAUCGUCAUAGCUACAGAUGGCCUUUUCGACAAUCUAUACUCCCAAGAAAUAGCUUCAAUCAUCUCCAAAUCACUGGAAGCUAAUUUGAAGCCUAAGGUUCUUAUGUUGUUUGGUCAGGAAAUAGCAGAACUGUUAGCCGUGAGUGCGCAAGAAGUGGGGCAGUCAUCACCGAGGAGAAGUCCAUUCGCUGAUGCAGCCCAAGCAGCUGGUUAUGUGGGAUAUACCGGCGGGAAGCUUGAUGAUGUAACAGUCAUUUUAUCCUUGGUGCAGGAAAGAUCUUCCUCUUCUCUGCAAUAAGGUUUCCUUCUUAACACCUUUAUAAUCCUUGUAUAUGCUUAAAAUAUUUUUAUCUCCUUUUGUCUUGAUUAUUUUUAGGUGCUCUAUGGCUUAUUCAUGGAACUAGCUUGUGUUUGAGAAAAAAAAUAUAUAUAAUUUAAUUGUUAAUAUGUUCAAAUUUCCUAGAUUUACAAUUAUCCUACCCUUGGUUGACAAA
Messenger RNA from Manihot esculenta (cassava), 2743 nucleotides. Its product is annotated as probable protein phosphatase 2C BIPP2C1. The coding region runs from base 154 to 2547 and encodes 797 amino acids. The transcript is spliced from 10 exons. Lineage: Eukaryota; Viridiplantae; Streptophyta; Magnoliopsida; Malpighiales; Euphorbiaceae. The record is from RefSeq and is a predicted model, not a curated record.